Neomonachus schauinslandi (Hawaiian monk seal) is the source of this 1601-nucleotide messenger RNA. RefSeq names its product ATPase H+ transporting V1 subunit C2 (gene ATP6V1C2). The transcript is spliced from 15 exons. The record is from RefSeq and is a predicted model, not a curated record. Gene Ontology annotation, cellular component: lysosomal membrane; vacuolar proton-transporting V-type ATPase, V1 domain. Gene Ontology annotation, biological process: proton transmembrane transport. NCBI's taxonomy places the organism in Eukaryota, Metazoa, Chordata, Mammalia, Carnivora, Phocidae. Gene Ontology annotation, molecular function: proton-transporting ATPase activity, rotational mechanism. The coding region runs from base 103 to 1425 and encodes 440 amino acids.
CGCUGCCUCCCGGGAGCCGGCCGUGCGCUCUGCUUCUGCGCUCGCUCGCCGCACGCACGCCCGCCCUCGCGGCCGCCGGCUCCCGUAACUGGAUAAAAGAAGAUGGGAAGCAUGUCCGAGUUUUGGUUAAUUUCUGCCCCUGGUGAUCAGGAGAAUUUACAAGCUCUGGAGAGGAUGAACACCGUAACCUCCAAGUCCAACCUGUCUUACAACACCAAAUUCUCGAUUCCUGACUUCAAGGUGGGGACCUUGGAUUCCCUUGUUGGCCUCUCCGAUGAGCUGGGGAAACUCGAUACCUUUGCUGAAAGCCUCAUAAAGAAGAUGGCCCAGAGCGUGGUAGAAGUCAUGGAAGACGCCAAGGGGAAGGUUCCGGAGAACCUCCUGGCCAACGGAGGUUUGAAGGAAAAAAUGAAAUAUUUAAAGAUUGACUUACCAUCCUUUGUGACACACUUUGAAUGGGACAUGGCGAAAUACCCCGCGAAGCAGCCGCUGGUGAGCGUGGUGGACACGCUAGCAAAGCAACUGGCACAGAUCGAGACUGACCUGAAAUCCCGAACAGCCACCUACAACACUCUGAAGACAAACCUGGAGAACCUGGAGAAGAAAUCCAGGGGAAACCUCUUCACUCGGACAUUGAGCAAUAUCGUGAGCAAAGAAGACUUCGUGUUGGGUUCCGAGUAUCUAAUCACACUUCUGGUCAUCGUCCCCAAACCAAGCUACACAAAAUGGCAAAAAACCUACGAAUCCCUCUCGGACAUGGUGGUCCCUCGGUCGACUAAACUGAUUGCCGAGGACAACGAGGGCGGCCUCUUCACGGUGACCCUGUUUCGAAAAGUGAUCGAGGAUUUCAAAACCAAAGCCAGAGAGAACAAGUUCACUGUCCGUGAAUUUUACUAUGAUGAGAAAGAAAUUAAAAGGGAAAGGGAAGAGAUGAGCAGGUUGCUGUCUGAUAAGAAGCAACAGUAUCAAACUUCCUGUGUUGCUCUUAAAAAGGGAUCAUCCACCUUCCCGGACCACAAGGUUAAGGUAACCCCGCUAGGUAACCCCGCUAGGCCCGCUGCGGGGCAGACGGACAGAGAGAGAGAGAGUGAGGGCGAGGGAGAGGGCCCGCUGCUGCGCUGGCUCAAGGUGAACUUCAGCGAAGCCUUCAUUGCCUGGAUCCACAUCAAGGCGCUCAGGGUGUUUGUGGAGUCCGUGCUCAGGUACGGACUACCGGUGAACUUCCAGGCGGUGCUCCUCCAGCCUCAUAAGAAGUCAUCCACCAAACGUUUAAGGGAGGUUCUGAAUUCCGUCUUCAGACACCUGGAUCAAGUAGCAGCUGCAAGUAUACUGGAUGCAUCUGUGGAGAUCCCUGGCCUGCAGCUCAACAACCAAGACUAUUUUCCUUACGUCUACUUCCACAUCGACCUCAGUCUUCUCGACUAGAGAGAUGAACUGGCACCACGGCGCGCUCCUGGUCACGCAGACGCCUGCAGACGCCUCUUUCCCUUAGCCAGAGAACCCUACCGAAUUUAGAUUUUUAGAGAAAUUGCUCACCAAAGUUCGUUACAGUUGUAUUUAUUUUUUUUAAGUUACAAUAAAGAAACGCUCAGUCCUUUGAA